This is a messenger RNA of Aphis gossypii (cotton aphid), 1519 nucleotides long. Its product is annotated as mitochondrial GTPase 1. The transcript has 3 exons. Bases 252 to 1196 code for a protein of 314 amino acids. Gene Ontology annotation, cellular component: ribosome; mitochondrial small ribosomal subunit; mitochondrion. Gene Ontology annotation, molecular function: structural constituent of ribosome; GTPase activity; GTP binding. Gene Ontology annotation, biological process: mitochondrial translation. NCBI's taxonomy places the organism in Eukaryota, Metazoa, Arthropoda, Insecta, Hemiptera, Aphididae. The record is from RefSeq and is a predicted model, not a curated record.
CUCGUUUGGAUGAGAUAAUAAAAUAGUUUAUCACUCUUAUCCAUUAAAUAUCAGUAGUCAUAGUGAGAGAAAAGAAAAAAAUCUAAUUUUCACAUUAUUUCUAGCUAUUGAGAAUUGAGAUCGAAAAAGAAUAUUACGUAGUUAACAGUUAUCCUGAUGUCAGUCACAAUGUUUGGAACUUGCCAGAAGUUACUUAAAGCUUAAAAUAUUCUCAACAUUUUUUCUGUAAAGAAUCGGAUUCAUUUUUAAAAAUGACUUCCAAGUUCAGACAGAGUUUCAAAGUUGUCGACAAAGCUCUUUUACGAUGGUUCCCAGGCCACAUGGGGAAAGGCAUGAAACAAAUGCAGCAAAAACUGAAAUCAGUUGACUGUAUCAUUGAAGUCCAUGAUGCCCGAAUACCACUUUCUGGCCGUAAUCCAGAUUUUAAAUACUCGAUUUCUGGAUUGAAACCUCACAUUUUAGUAUUGAACAAAAUGGAUUUAGCUGAUUUAAAUUACAAGCAAGAAGUUGAAGAAAAAAUUAUGCGUGAACAGAAAAUAUCAAAAAUUAUAUAUACAAACUGUAAAAAUUCUUUAUGUCCAGGUGUAAAACAAAUUAUGCCUACUGCAUUAAGUUUAAUUAAAGGAUCAAAUAGAUAUAAUCGUUCUGAAAAUAUUGAUUCUCGAAUAAUGGUUAUUGGUGUACCUAAUGUGGGAAAAUCAUCUUUAAUUAAUUCUAUUAGAAAUACAAUUCUUGGGAAAAAAAGUGCUGCUCCUGUUGGAGCAGUAGCAGGUAUUACUAGAGCAGUUCAACAUCAAAUUAAAGUGAGCCAUGAUCCAUUAGUUUAUGUCCUUGAUACUCCAGGAGUAGUUUCUCCAACAAUUAAAAAUGUUGAAACUGGAUUAAAACUCGCAUUGUGUGCAACUCUACAAGAUCAUCUUGUUGGUGAAGAAAUAAUUGCUGACUAUUUAUUAUACUGGUUUAAUAAGAAUAACCAUUUUGAUUAUGUUUCAUACUUAAAUUGUGAUGAACCUACUGAUGAUAUACGAAUAGUGCUAGCAAAAGCUGCAAUUCAUCGCAAGUCUAGUAUCAAGUAUCUAAACUUUGAUGGAUCUUAUAUUUAUCGACCUGACAUGCAAGGAAUGGCAAGAAAUUUUCUAAAUGCAUUUCGUACAGGAGUAUUUGGAAAAGUACUUUUAGAUAAUGAUUUAUUGUAAAAUAGAAAAUAAAAAUAAAUGAAGAUUAUUUACAUUUAUAAAUUAUUAUUUUUUUAUUUAGAAAAAAUACAUAAAUUCUUUGUAUGUAGGUUUUAAUAUUUUAGUUAAUUAUAUUUGUGUAUUGUUAGUAUGAAAUGUAUUAAAAUCUUAAAGAUAAAGUUGACUUUAAAUUUUAGUAAGUUAUGCAUGAAAUCAUUCUUAAUCUGGUAACUUUUUCUAUUAUCAUUAAGACUCGACAAAUACCCAUUGUUUAGCUGCUUUCUCAACUUCAGUCUUGAAAUAAAUUCAACCUUUCAAUGUAAAUACACAUUUCUACGAUAUUA